AUGGAGGACGAUAGAGCUCAGGUGGAUCUGGGCAUUGCUGCGGAUAUUGAGCAUCAAGAAGCACCCACACAAGCCGUCAGGCAGCCAAAGAAGAGAUUUGUGGGCAGGCGGACAGCAGCACAGACGGCCGCCACCAAGAACGGAGACGGCUCUGCGUCCAUCGAAGAUGCCGGGGCCAUUCAGGGUAGACCAAGAAGAGCACCUCGUCUUCUAAAUCAGGUGCCCCCAGAGAUCCUUGACAACCCCGAACUCAAAUCUGCCAUGUCCCUCCUGCCGGCGAAUUACUCAUUUGAGAUCCCUAAGACCAUCCACCGCAUCCGGACUCUUGGGUCCAAGAAGGUCGCCCUCCAGAUGCCUGAGGGCCUUCUCAUGUUCGCAACCACUAUUUCCGACAUCCUUCAGCAGUUCUGCCCUGGCAUCGAGACCCUCAUCAUGGGCGAUGUCACUUAUGGGGCGUGCUGCAUCGACGACUACACCGCUCGUGCCAUGGGCUGUGACCUGCUUGUUCAUUAUGCGCACUCGUGUCUGAUAUCAGUCGAUGUCACAAAGAUCAAAACGCUCUAUGUCUUUGUCGACAUCAGCAUCGACACGGCACACCUGUUGGCAUCCCUGGAGAGGAAUUUUACCCCAGGGAAGACAAUUGCCAUGGUCGGCACCAUUCAAUUCAACGCGACGAUCCAUGGAGUGCGAUCUGCCCUGACCAAAGCUGGGUUCAAAGUCAUCGUUCCGCAGAUUGCUCCUUUGUCGAAAGGCGAGAUCUUGGGCUGUACUAGUCCCGACCUCACUAGAUACGCCGAGGACGGGCCUGUUGACCUUAUUCUCUACCUUGGCGAUGGCCGGUUCCAUCUAGAGAGUAUCAUGAUCCACAACCCUGAGAUACCAGCCUAUAGAUACGACCCUUACUCACGGAAGCUUACACAUGAGACAUACGGACAUGAGGAAAUGCAGGACCUGCGGCGACAGGCGAUCACCACGGCCAAGUCAGCAAAGAAGUGGGGCCUGAUACUUGGAUCACUGGGACGGCAGGGCAACCCAAACACGAUGUCACUGAUCGAACAGAAACUCACACAGCUGGGAAUUCCAUGGGUUAAUCUUCUCCUGAGCGAGAUCUUCCCAGGGAAGCUGGCAACGAUGGGCGACGUGGAGUGCUGGGUGCAGGUCGCCUGUCCACGGCUGAGCAUCGAUUGGGGGUAUGCGUUCCCCAGGCCCCUGCUGACGCCAUAUGAAGCCCUCAUUGCGCUGGGGGAGAAGGAAGAUUGGGGAAAGGGUGUGUAUCCGAUGGACUACUAUGGUAAAGAUGGCCUAGGAAGAGUGAAGCCUGCGAAGCUGGCAGUAGAAGCAGCAUAG
Cryphonectria parasitica EP155 is the source of this 1347-nucleotide messenger RNA. RefSeq lists its product as uncharacterized. Gene Ontology annotation, molecular function: 2-(3-amino-3-carboxypropyl)histidine synthase activity. The record is from RefSeq and is a predicted model, not a curated record. The coding region runs from base 1 to 1347 and encodes 448 amino acids. Gene Ontology annotation, biological process: protein histidyl modification to diphthamide. The transcript is spliced from 2 exons. Lineage: Eukaryota; Fungi; Ascomycota; Sordariomycetes; Diaporthales; Cryphonectriaceae.